GUGUGAACAGUCUGCCUGGUAACAGCUGAUCAGCAGGUCAUGUGAUCAGCUCCUCUGGUUUUUAGAGCAGCUCUCAGUCAGACUGUGUCAGUGUUUGUCAAGAGAACAGAGCAACAUGGCUUCAUCCUUUCUGAGCUUCUCCCUCCUCUUCAUCACUGUCUACACAGCAGAUGGAUUUAUGUGUUAUCAGACGGCUCGCUGUGAGUUUAACUCCACUGAGCUGAAGGACAUCCGGCUCAUCUUCUCUUAUUACUACAACAAGUUGGAGCUCGCCAGGUUUGACAGCAGUGUGGAGAAGUUUGUUGGAUACACUGAGUUUGGUGUGAAGAACGCAGACUACUGGAACAACGGUCCAGAUCUGGCUGACAUGAAAGCUGCGAGGGGGACGUACUGCCACAACAACAUUGGGAACUGGUACAACAAUGUUCUGACUAAAUCAGUGAAGCCCUACGUGGUCCUGGACUCUGAGGUUCCCUCUUCUGGUAACCAUCCCUCCAUGUUGGUCUGCAGCGUCUACGACUUCUACCCCAAACAGAUCAGAGUCACAUGGCUCAGAGACGGACAGGAAGUCUCCUCUGAUGUCACUUCCACCGAUGAACUGCCAGACGGUGAUUGGUACUACCAGAUCCACUCCCGCCUGGAGUACACGCCCAGGUCUGGAGAGAAGAUCUCCUGUAUGGUGGAACACGCCAGCCUGCAAGAACCUCUGGUUACUGACUGGGAUCCGUCCCUGCCUGAGUCAGAGAGAAACAAGAUCGCCAUCGGAACGUCAGGACUGAUCCUGGGUCUGAUCUUAUCUCUGGCUGGAUUCAUCUACUACAAGAGGAAGUCCCAAGGACGCAUUCUGGUCCCCUCUAACUGAUCCUGUUCCUGUUCCUGUUCCUGGUCCUGGUCCUGGUCCUACUCCUGGUCCUACUCCUGGUCCUGGUCCUG
Messenger RNA from Thunnus maccoyii (southern bluefin tuna), 933 nucleotides. RefSeq names its product H-2 class II histocompatibility antigen, E-S beta chain-like. The record is from RefSeq and is a predicted model, not a curated record. NCBI's taxonomy places the organism in Eukaryota, Metazoa, Chordata, Actinopteri, Scombriformes, Scombridae. The transcript has 6 exons. Gene Ontology annotation, biological process: peptide antigen assembly with MHC class II protein complex; immune response; immunoglobulin production involved in immunoglobulin-mediated immune response. Bases 116 to 862 code for a protein of 248 amino acids. Gene Ontology annotation, molecular function: MHC class II protein complex binding. Gene Ontology annotation, cellular component: MHC class II protein complex; membrane.